Molecule: messenger RNA, 1728 nt
Organism: Hevea brasiliensis (rubber tree)
Lineage: Eukaryota; Viridiplantae; Streptophyta; Magnoliopsida; Malpighiales; Euphorbiaceae
Product: receptor-like protein EIX2
Exons: 3
Coding region: 1-1728 (575 amino acids)
Molecular function (GO): protein binding
Source: RefSeq, a predicted model, not a curated record
AUGUACUUGAGCCUAUCCAACAAUCAUUUAGUUGGUAAUUUUCCAGAAUGGUUGAGUCAACUUAAUAAUCUUGUAGGAUUGUCUCUAGACUAUAACUUGUUUCAUGGCCCCGUCCCUGCUUCUUUAGGAAACUUACAAAACUUAACUGGUGUAAACCUUUCGGGGAACCAACUGAACGGGACUCUUCCUGAUAGUUUUGGUCAGCUUUCUCAGCUAUCUGCCUUGGAUGUUUCCCUUUAUAAUCUGAUAGGUUCAAUCUCUGAAGUGCAGUUCUCAAAGCUUAAUAAAUUGAAGUUCUUGGGAUUGAGCUCUAAUUCAUUCUUUUCCAAUGUAAGUUCCAAUUGGGUUCCUCCAUUCCAGGUCCAGGAUCUUGAAGUAGGUUCAUGUCAUCUGGGUCCUACUUUUCCAGCUUGGCUAAGAACACAAAAAGAAGUUACAUCGCUUGAUAUCUCCAAUGCCAGCAUCUCUGAUUCCAUACCAAACUGGUUCUGGGAUAUUUCCUCCAACCUAUCACUGUUAAAUGUUUCUUUUAAUCAGUUACAUGGCCAGCUAAAAAAUCCUUUGACUGUAGUUCCCUUUGCAGAUGUUGAUUUGAGCUCCAACUUUCUAGAAGGACCAACUCCCCUUUCCACUUUUGAGAUUGAGUUGCUAGAACUCUCCAACAAUCGUUUUUCGUGUCCUAUUCCAGAAAAAACUUGCUCAAUCCAUGCCAAACUUGGUAGCAUUCCUUCAAGCAUUGGGAAUUGCUCUUUCCUAAAUGCAAUGGAUCUUAGCUUCAACAAAUUGUCCGGGGAGAUUCCAUUGUCUUUUAGUCGGUUAAAUCAGCUCAGGUCACUUCAUCUGACCAAUAAUAAACUUACAGGAAGCCUUCCAUCAUCUUUUCUAAAUUUAUCAAACUUGGAGACUUUGGAUCUUGGUAACAACAGAUUAUCGUGUGAAAUUCCACCAUGGAUUGGAAGUGGUUUUGCAGACCUUAGAAUUUUGAGCUUAAGGUCAAAUGCAUUUUUUGGUGAAAUUCCUUCCACUCCGUCAAAUUUAAGCUCACUGCAGGUCCUUGACCUUGCUAAAAACAAUUUGGCUGGAAGCAUUCCAGUCACUUUUGGAGAUUUUAAAGCCAUAGGCGUUUACUAUGAAGAAAGCUUGAUUGUGAAUAUAAAAGGUGGGGCUCAGAAGUAUACAAAAACUCUUUCCUUGGUCACUAGUAUAGACCUUGCCAGCAACAACUUACAUGGAGAGUUUCCUAAAGAAAUCACAAAGUUGGUGGGCUUAGUGGCUUUGAACUUGUCAAAGAACCAAGUCAUCGGUCAGAUUCCUGGAAGCAUUUCAAACUUGAGGCAAAUUUCUUCUCUUGAUCUUUCGCACAAUAAGCUCUCAGGUGCAAUUCCUUCCAGCAUGUCUACAUUAUCAUUUUUAGGUUACUUGAAUUUGUCCGACAAUAACUUCUCAGGCAUGAUCCCUUAUAUGGGGCAUGUGACAACUUUUGAUGCAUCAUCUUUUGAUGGGAACUCUGGUCUUCGUGGAGCUCCACUAGUCCUCAAAUGCCCUGGUAAUGAUUCAGAUGGAGGAGGAGGUUCCAUUGUAGAAGACAGUAGUGAUGGUUUUAGUGACAUGUGGUUUUACUUGAGCAUUGGCUUGGGCUUUGCAAGAGGUAUUUUAGUUCCUUUUCCGAUUUUUCUAUCGAAAACCUUGGAGCCAUGCCUACUUCUUGCUUGUGGACAAAAUCGUUGA